AUGAAGCUAAUAUCCCAUCUUUCUUCGUUACUGCAAGAUCACGAAGACGGACUGCCAACGAGCUUCGACAAGAAUCAAGCUAGCAUAUCUCAACAAAUCACCUUGAGAGAAGCUGUGGCCGCAUCAUUGGCGAAAAUGAUGCUAACGAGGAGUUCGGAGGCAUUGAAGAAAGCGACGAAAAAAAGCACGAAGAUGAGAAAAGGAAAGUUCUCUGACAUCGCAAAUGAACAGAAACAAGGAAGACCGAUGUCCAAUUCUUCGAAUAUCAUGAAUGCACCUACUACCGUCCCAGCAAAACGCGUGAAGCUGAGAUUGAGACCUCUGAGUGAACUUGAUUCGACUUGUUUCGGCCUUGUGCUAAUCCGAGAAGUCGAAGCACUCAACGUGAAAAACGCGCCGGCCUCGGGCAUAGUUCACGCAUUUCAUCGUCUUGAGCAAUUCUCCAAACAAGAUAACUUUUCCCGCAUUGCUAUCCGCGGAGCUGCAACAGCUGCGGCACCUGCCCCGAAGAAACCUGAGAAAACUUCUUUUGGGAAUCUCAAGGACUCUGAUCGAAUUUUUACCAACUUAUACGGUCGUCAUGACUUUCGUCUCAAAGGAGCGAUGGCUAGAGGUGAUUGGUACAAAACCAAGGACAUCAUUCUGAAGGGCUCAGAGUGGAUUAUCAAUGAAGUUCGUACUUCUGGACUACGUGGAAGAGGCGGUGCUGGUUUUCCCGCAGGAAUGAAAUGGAGCUUCAUGAAUAAGCCAUUUGACGGACGUCCUAAAUACCUCGUGGUGAAUGCAGACGAAGGAGAGCCUGGAACAUGUAAGGAUCGUGAAAUUAUGAGACAUGACCCACAUAAGCUUAUUGAAGGAUGUCUUAUAGCUGGUGUAGCAAUGGGUGCUCGAGCCGCUUAUAUCUAUAUACGUGGUGAAUUUUAUAAUGAAGCUUGCAUUCUCCAGGAGGCUAUCAGCGAAGCGUAUAAGGCUGGCUAUCUUGGCAAAGACUGCUUCGGAACGGGUUACACAUUCGACGUUUUUGUACAUCGUGGGGCUGGUGCAUAUAUCUGCGGAGAGGAAACGGCGUUGUUAGAGUCGUUAGAGGGAAAACAAGGGAAACCUCGCUUGAAGCCUCCUUUCCCAGCCGAUAUCGGUCUUUUUGGCUGUCCGACAACUGUCACAAAUGUGGAGACCGUUGCAGCUUCGCCGACUAUCUGUCGAAGAGGUGGGGAAUGGUUUGCCUCAUUUGGACGCGAGCGCAACCGUGGAACCAAGCUUUAUUGCAUCUCUGGACAUGUCAAUCAUCCAUGUACAGUCGAAGAAGAAAUGUCUAUUCCACUGAAGGAGCUCAUCGAGCGACACUGCGGUGGAGUCAUCGGAGGAUGGGAUAAUCUUUUAGCCAUUAUCCCUGGAGGCUCUUCCGUCCCUCUUCUGCCAAAGGAAAUCUGCGAUAACGUGUUGAUGGAUUUUGACGCUUUGAUUGAAGUGAAGUCGGGUCUUGGAACUGCUGCUGUCAUAGUUAUGAAUAAACAAGCCGAUAUCGUCAAGUGCAUUGCUCGCUUAGCCAGGUUCUACAAACACGAGACUUGUGGACAGUGUACGCCGUGCAGAGAAGGCUGCAAUUGGUUGGACAAAGUCAUGUGGCGGUUUGUUGAUGGCAAAGCGAAAACAAGUGAGAUCGACAUGUUAUGGGAAAUCACCAGACAGAUGGAAGGGCAUACGAUUUGUGCUCUUGCCGAUGCUGCUGCAUGGCCUGUGCAGGGUCUGAUUCGCCACUUCCGCCCAGAGUUGGAACGUCGUAUGGCUGAAUUCCACAAACAAGUGCUUGCCGAAAAUGCAACAAAGAAAAUCCAAGCACACAACUGAAGCUUAUGAAAGUUAGAAUUAGUUUUCUAGGCAGGUAGCAAUGUGACAUACGUGCCCGUCAUUGGUCGCCGUUUUUCUUCCGAUGAAAUGGACUAUAUAAAUUUUGUGAUCAUUAGUAUAGAAGAAAUGAAAUUUCUACAGGUGUU
Molecule: messenger RNA, 1994 nt
Organism: Cylicocyclus nassatus
Lineage: Eukaryota; Metazoa; Nematoda; Chromadorea; Rhabditida; Strongylidae
Source: the annotation of a GenBank genome assembly